This is a messenger RNA of Etheostoma cragini (Arkansas darter), 1318 nucleotides long. It is a transcript of the gene tmem160, whose product is annotated as transmembrane protein 160. The coding region runs from base 86 to 757 and encodes 223 amino acids. NCBI's taxonomy places the organism in Eukaryota, Metazoa, Chordata, Actinopteri, Perciformes, Percidae. The transcript has 4 exons. The record is from RefSeq and is a predicted model, not a curated record.
UGACCGGUGAGAGGUCACAGUGCACGCUCGGGUCGUGUUGUGCUUUUAGCUAGUGUUCUUUUCGCUAGCUGGGACUCGUGAUGUUAUGGCUUUUCUUAGUUUGUUCGUGAGAAGGCAGUUGCCGCAGGCCGUGUCCCACUUUGUCCGGAACGUGAAGCUGGUCCGGCCCGCCUGCGCCGGAGCCCCGCUGCGGAGGCUGCACGGCUCGUCCCGGCUGCGGCUCGGAGACAAGGGGCCGUGGGUGAAGAGCAGGGGGCCGGAGCAGCAGCAGUACCAGCUCACAGACCUCGACAAGGCCGACGCUUUGAUGCUGAGAAAGUCCCACGAGACAGGAUUCCUCUCGUGGUUCAGAAACGGUCUGCUAGCGACUGGGAUCGGAGUCAUCGCAUUUGUCCAGAGCGAAGUGGGACGAGAAGCAGGAUAUGCCUUCUUUAUCCUGGGAGGUGUGUGUGUGUCGUUUGGCGGCGCCUCGUACAUUGGCAGCCUUUUUACCUUGCGGAGGAUGAUGCUGUUGUCUGUGCCAGCGCUGCUGCUCCAGAGCGCCACGGUGUGCAGCGUCGCCCUCUUCUGGCUCUGUGCGGUAUCUCUCUACAUCGGACGCCUGGAGGUGGAGAUCAUCCACGAGGGGGAGGAGGAAGAGGAUGAAGAUGAGUGCCGAGAGUGCCGCGAGAGGCGGGAACACCGGGGUUACCGGGGCUCCCACGACAGCAGACAUCAAGACGGUGAGGACGGUGAUGGCAAGGGGCCGAACAAGUAGACAUCUAGUCAGACUCCAGGGAUGUAAAGGAUGCAUGUGUGGCUUUGAUUCAGAGCUUCCCUUAUCUGUAUGUAUGUGUGUGUGUGUGUGUGUGUAAGAAGCCUACGUGUUCAUGUGUAGGCGGUGAAUCUAUAAUGAUACAGACUUAUUGUUAUGUUGAUGUGUAAAUGAUUGUUUAGCUGAAGAACUUUUGGACCUUUUGGAAAACUGGUCAAAAGAUACUGAAUAUUUGGUAGUUUGACUACACUUUUGGGGAAUAAAUCAGCCUUUUUUAUAAGAGUUCUUAGAUAUAUUCAAAGCUGCUUCUCUUACAUUUUCAAACUGAAAAUGAUAUUGACUUAUGAGACACACUGCAACGACUCACUGAGAGCAUCAUUUCUGUUAAUAUGUGUUUAGUUUUCACUGCACUCUGCAAUCAUUUUUAGGCCAUUUAUGUUAUCUUGUUCAACAUAAACUGAUUGACUUGAAUUUGUCUUAUUUUUCAAAUAAAACAAGCUGGUUGUGAAAUGCUAGAAAGAAUGUUCAUAAACUAUGUGCUUCAGGGUUGUGUGUUUAUUUUAA